Messenger RNA from Glarea lozoyensis ATCC 20868, 408 nucleotides. RefSeq lists its product as uncharacterized. The coding region runs from base 1 to 408 and encodes 135 amino acids. Lineage: Eukaryota; Fungi; Ascomycota; Leotiomycetes; Helotiales; Helotiaceae. The record is from RefSeq and is a predicted model, not a curated record. The transcript is spliced from 2 exons.
AUGUCGAACAAAUCAUCGUCCAGAAGUUCCCAAUCAUCCUCCCACCGACCAAAAUUGGCGAGGGCGAGCGCGACAGCGCCCUCAUUGGCCACCUCCAACGCUUCAAGACAGGAUCUUGCAAAUCUUCAAUCAACAAGAGCCUCUGCAUUAUUGACCAGAGUGGCAUCCUACUCGAACGGCUCAGAUCACUCUCAUCAUCCACAUCAUUACAAUGCUCGCUACAGCCCACCAGGCAGCUUGUGUUCCAGUCCGGAGCAGCACUCGCCAACAUCCGACGUGCGGAAACAACCUUAUGGGAUAGCGAACUACCAUUCAAGUAAUUACUUCAGCUUCCCCAGCUUUGAAGACUUUCAGGAUUACCAAGAAAGCCGUGACCGAGAUGGAAGACCCGAGAAGGGGAUCCCGUGA